AUGGAACCUAAAUUCCCCCUCGAAUUACAAUCCGAAACCUUCAGGAUUCUCAGCUCCAACGACGACACCGCCAUGGAAAUUCUCUUCUCUCAUCUGUACGAUCCUCAACAAAACCAAAAUCAAUCUCAAGCUCUCACGUUCCUCCAAUGCUGCAAACACCACCACCCCGAUCUCCUCAUGAUCAAACUCUUUUUCCUCCUUACCUCCAGCCCCGAAAUCCCCACGCGCACCAACGCCGCACGCGCUCUUCUUUCCGUCCAACCCGCUGAACUUUGGCCCAAGUUACGCCCUCAGGCCCAGUCUCGUCUUCAGGCCCAUUUCAUUAACUAUCUCACCGAAGAGACUUCAAUCCACGUCCUUAGACUCGCGUCAACCAUCCUCUCACAAACCGUUUCGGUUAUAUACAAAUCUCAACAACACUGGAACGAGAUUAUCGAUUUUCUUCUCUCCUCCGUUAAUUCAAACGACGAAAAGCUUAUAGAAUUCUCUCUUCUAGUCUUCUCUUCACUCUCUAAUGACUGUCGCUUAAGCCUCGCCAAAUCUCUAAACGGCCGUGUUCGUCUACUUCAUUCAUCUUUUCUGGCCUCUCUCACUUCCCGGAACCCUACCGUGCAGGUUGCGGCAUUCGCGGCGGUGGUGAACUUGAUUUCUUUGUUUUCUGAUAAUCAGCUUUUUCACGAAGUUCUUAGAGCGAUGAUGGUUGCUGUGUUUGCACUCUUGCAUGGCUUCGAGAGAAGCCAUUUCAAAAGUGCUUUUGCUGAGUUGGUUAAGCUUGUGUCUGCUGAGCCUGUUCUGUUGAAGCCUUACAUGAGUGAUAUGGUUCUCGACGCGCUUCAGAUCGCGGAGAAUUGCGGUGUUACGGAGGAAACACGACGUUUGGCUUUUGAAUUGGUUCUCGCAAUGGCUGAGUUGAAGGAAAGCGAGCAGGUGAUGGCGAGUCUUUCGCAUGAAAUGGUGGUUAGGUUGUUUAUCGUUCCGAUGAAGACUUUGGUCCUGUAUGUUAAAGACGAUGGUAAUGGUAACGGUGCUGAUUGUGCUGCUGAUCGUAAGAUGGAAGAUCCGGAGAAGGAAAAGGUGGAUGGUGCGUAUGAAUUUGGAAUCAAGUGUUUGAAGAAGCUUUGUGUUGCGUUUGGAGAAACCAAAGUUGUGGGUGUUGUUUAUGAACUGUUAACUAAUUAUUACUUGGAUUCAACGGAUUGGAAAAUGCGACUCGCAGGAAUUACACUGCUCAGUGAAAUUGCCAAAGAUUUCUCGGAUGAAAUGGUUAUGAAGGAUAACUUUUUAGAAGAAAUUGUGUUCCGAAUUUUGAAGUUAUUCCAAGACUCUCAUGUUCAAGUUCGGUUGGCAGCUUUUACUUUGAUGGAGAUGCCUAUAAUUUUUGUCCAAACGGCUCAACUUCUUUAUCAUCAUAGGUUUGUGCAUGCUUUUUCCGCUGCACUUGGUAGUGAUGGAGACAACAAAGUGAAGGAACAAGCUGCCUCAGCAAUGUUAUACUUUCUGAAGAACACUCUUCCAGAAAGCUUAUUAUUAUACCAGAAUGCGGAUAAUCUAAUGAACAAAAUGUUAUCAUCAAUUCAGGAUAAAGGAAAUGCUAAGCAAAGAAGGAUUGUUUUGUCAGCUUUUAACAUAGUUUCACAACGUUGUCAUGAAGUAGCUCACAAGUAUUUUGCGAAUUACCUUCCUAUAUUACUGGAAGCAUGCACCGAUAAAAAUUCUGAAAUCAAGGAGGAAGCAGCAAGGGGAAUUAGAAUUUGUGCCGAGUUUGGAACACCAAAUUUCAAGCCUUUUAUCAAUAUGAUAUUGUCAGCACUCAGUAAUUUAUUGAAAGAUCGCAAUGCAUCGAAUUCAGAGAACGCAACAAGUGAUGUUGCUGUUUCUGCUCUAGGAAGAAUUUGUGAAUUCCAUCGUGAUAGCAUUGAUGUCACCACGGCUGUUCCUGCCUGGUUAAGUUUCUUGCCACUUAAAGAUGAUUUGGCUGAAGCCAAAAUUAUGCAUGAACAGCUCUGUUCGAUGGUUGCAAGAUUAGAUACGGCUCUUUUAGGAGCUGGUAAUCAAAAUCUUACUAAGAUUAUUGCCGUGUUUCUUGAAGUUAUUGAAAAGGGUGACAAAUUGGCUACAGAAGAAACAAUCACCCAGAUGAAAAGUUUGCUGAGACAGCUCGCGCAGAACAUUCCUUCUAAUACGUUUGAGACAAUUUUACUGUCUCUGAGUGCUCAACAACGGGAAUUAUUGUUGCCAUUUCUAUCAUCAUUCUAG
Molecule: messenger RNA, 2256 nt
Organism: Vicia faba (fava bean)
Lineage: Eukaryota; Viridiplantae; Streptophyta; Magnoliopsida; Fabales; Fabaceae
Source: the annotation of a GenBank genome assembly